GUGAAUUCACAUAGCCUUACAAAAAAAAAGAAAAGAAAAAAGAAAUGGAUUUGAAUUUCCUGUCGCAGAAGUCUCUCUGCCGAAGCGCCGUGGGAAAGGGUCGCAGGAGAGUCCCUUGCGACAGUUCGGGCUCUCCUGAUCUGAGUACCGAUGUCGAGGCGAGGGUCCUGGUCAUAAACACCGGAGGAACUAUUGGAAUGAUCUUGCAUGACGGAGUUCUGUCUCCAGAACCAAAUGCUCUUGUUAAAACUCUACGCACACUCCCCAUUCUGCAUGAUGAGCCUUACGCACAACGGACAAAGCUGUAUGAAUGUUACAAGCCUGAGGAUAAAACACUGGUGCUGCCACGAUCCAAACUGGACAAGAGGGUUGUGUAUACGUUUUUAGAGUACUCUCCCCUGCUUGACUCCAGCAACAUGACUCCAAAUGACUGGAUAACUAUCGUAAAAGACAUUGAGAAAUACUAUGAGGAUUAUGAUGGGUUUGUUGUUCUGCAUGGCACUGACACCAUGGCUUACACCGCCUCUGCCUUAUCAUUCAUGUGUGAGAAUCUGGGAAAGCCUGUCGUCCUCACUGGCUCACAGGUGCCCAUCUUUGAGAUGAGGAGUGAUGGGAGGGACAACCUCUUAGGGGCGCUGUUGAUUGCAGGACAGUUUGUCAUUCCCGAGGUUAGCCUCUAUUUUCACCAUAAGCUGUACAGAGGCAAUCGUGUCACCAAGGUGGACUCUGGAAGCUUCAAAGCAUUUGCUACACCAAAUCUUCCACCAUUAGCCAAUUUUGAAGUUGACAUCAACAUUAACUGGGACACUGUGUGGCGACCAAGAAUAACUUCCAAAUUCACCGUUAACACACAAAUGAACCAAAAUGUGGGUCUCCUGCGACUCUUCCCAGGGAUUACUACUGAUACAGUCAAGGCCUUUUUGACGGCUCCCAUGGAGGGUGUCAUUUUGGAGACCUACGGCAGUGGUAAUGCCCCUGAUAACCGCCAAGACUUGCUGGAUGAGAUCUGUAAAGCGACUAAGAGAGGACUCAUCAUUGUCAACUGCACUCAGUGCCUCAGGGGCACAGUCACAAUAGCAUACGCCACUGGCCAGGCUCUGGCUAAGGCGGGUGUGGUUGCUGGGUUUGAUAUGACUCCAGAAGCUGCUCUUUCAAAGCUCUCCUAUGUGCUGGCAAAACAGGACAUCAGUAAAAAAGAGAAGGAGGAGAUGAUGAGUCGCAACCUGCGUGGUGAGAUGGUAGCUGACCUGCAGGGAGCAAAGCUCUCUCUCAGCGACAGUCGCUUUAUUCAGGUCAUCGCCAGGUCCCUCAGCGUUGGCUGUAAAGAGGAGCUUGAAGCCAUACGAAAUGCGCUAACGCCCACUCUGGCCUGUGCUGCAGCUAAGAUUGGAGAUACUGAGGCUUUAGAGGCCAUACGAGAAAUGGGCACUGACUUGAGCAUGGCGAAUUAUGAUGGCCGAACUCCCCUUCACAUCGCUGCAUGUGAGGGACAUCUGAAAGUGGUGCAGUAUCUGCUGAGUAAAGGGGCCACAGUCUAUAUCAAAGAUCGCUUUGGCAAUACGCCGCUUCAAAAUGCCAUUCACUUCAGGCAUAAGGAUGUUGUGGAGCUGCUGAGGAAGUGUGGAGCUCACCUCUCCCGUGAUGAAUUGCAGGAUACUGGAACAGAGCUGUGCCGUCUUGCUGCAAGUGGUGACUUGGAGGGAUUGAAGAUUUGGAAGUUAGCUGGGGUUGAUAUGGCCAUGUCCGGUUAUGAUGGAAAGACUCCUUUUGAAGUGGUGAGUUUAAUGGGGAUGUGCAGUGUGGAAUAG
Molecule: messenger RNA, 1808 nt
Organism: Rhinichthys klamathensis goyatoka
Lineage: Eukaryota; Metazoa; Chordata; Actinopteri; Cypriniformes; Leuciscidae
Product: 60 kDa lysophospholipase-like
Exons: 15
Coding region: 45-1808 (587 amino acids)
Biological process (GO): amino acid metabolic process
Molecular function (GO): asparaginase activity; protein binding
Source: RefSeq, a predicted model, not a curated record